Zingiber officinale is the source of this 1896-nucleotide messenger RNA. RefSeq names its product AT-hook motif nuclear-localized protein 7-like. The transcript is spliced from 5 exons. The record is from RefSeq and is a predicted model, not a curated record. The coding region runs from base 475 to 1590 and encodes 371 amino acids. NCBI's taxonomy places the organism in Eukaryota, Viridiplantae, Streptophyta, Magnoliopsida, Zingiberales, Zingiberaceae. Gene Ontology annotation, molecular function: minor groove of adenine-thymine-rich DNA binding.
CCGUCGUCACGCCCAUCGUUCCUCGUCCUUCCCCGGCAAGCACUCCGACGCCACCCAACUACGCACUCAACACUCGCGCUCCUCCCCGUCGCCGCCGUGAUCAAUCAAGCGCGAAGGUCGCACACGACGCCACUUGGAUCUCUCCCUUUCUCUUCCUCCAGCAAAAGGACGCUGCGGAUUCCAUCCGCCUUCUCUCAUCGCGCGCGUUCAAUCGCGAGCGCUUCGGGAUUCGCCUCUCUCUUUCUGUCUCUCUCUCCGCCUAAUUCCGCUACAGAGGCCGAAGGGUGACGCUGCUAAUAUAUUUAUACGCCAGAGCUUUAGCUUUUUGCAGCAAAGCAGAAGUUUGACCGGAGUUCCAUCUUUGGCUCUUUGGAAGCAGGUUUUGAAAUAGGAGAGGCAGAGGGAGGCAAGGAGCGAGCGAGCUUGCGAGCGAGAAGAUCACUCUGUUUCAUACGUAGCAGUGUAUAUUUAUGCAUGGAAGGUAGGGAGGGUGUUGUGGUGGCAGAGUACGAGGGAGGGGGAGGAAGUGGAAGUGGAAGAGGAGCACAGGAUGCUGUGCAAGGAGGAUGGGAAGUCACGCCGGCGGCGCCACCGGAAGGGGCUGGCUUUACUAUUGAACUGGUUGGAAGCGGAAGUGGCGGCGGCGAAGGCAGCGAGGGAGACCCCGCGGCGGCGAAGAAGAGGGGAAGACCCAGAAAGUACGGCCCCGAAAGCUUGGCUUUGGUGCCGUCUCCCACAGCUGCGUCUGCCUCCCCGUUCUCCCCUGGCUCUGGUUCCUCUGACGGAAGACGGGGUAGAGGGCGGCCACGCGGCACAGGCAGCCGCCAACUCCUUGCGGCUCUCGGUAACAAACAAACCCCCCCAAUUGCUUGUUCCCUUGAUUUCCUCCUCUCACAUUUUUGUUUCUUGUUGGUUUUUGGAGGAGAAUGCUUUACUUUCUCAGCUGGAGGGGGCUUUACACCCCAUGUCGUCACCAUUGCUACAGGGGAGGAUGUUGUUGGAAGAAUUCGUUCCUUCUCGGAAAAGGGUCCACGGGCUGUUUGUAUACUCUCUGCAAAUGGAUCUAUCUCCAAUGCUACCCUGCACCAGCCGGGUUCUUCCGGCGGUACCUUGACAUAUGAGGGUCGAUUUGAGAUCCUUUCUUUGUCUGGGUCAUUCUCAACCACUGCUACUCAGGGUGUGCGGAAUAGGACUGGUUUGAUAAGUGUAUCGCUCGCUGGGCCUGAUGGCCGUGUCAUUGGCGGAGGAGUUGCUGGUUUGUUGCUCGCUGCUAGUCCAAUUCAAAUGAUUGUUGGAAGCUUCAAACCAAACACUUUCAAGAAUCAACAGGCAAAACCCAGCCAGCCAGCAGAACUUGCAACCUUUCCAGUGAUUACAAGUUUAACCGCUGCAAGGCCUAUUUCGCAGGCCAACCCCGAUGAUGACUGCGAGACACCCACCUCAUCCUUACAUGGACAAAACCGCUCCGAGAACAGUGUGCGCGAUCCCAUUCUGAGCACUAUUCUCCAUCAGACCAGCAGUUGGCAUGGUCUGCAAUCCCCAGACCACAAGCCUUCCCCAGAUAUUAACAUACGUCUACAUGGAGAAUAGGGCUAAGCUACUUUGGCACUAUCACACUCUUCUAACAUGAUCGAUAAGUGACUUAUUUUCUCAGAUGCUAGGUUAGGGAAAGCUCAGCAGGUUGCUGUCACUCCCAAAUGAUUGUGAUUGUUUUACAUGUGGAAGCUUGAGGAUACUCGCAUUUGUUUGGGGAUUUCGUUUGGCUGUAAGCUGUACUCCUGAUUGAUUAUUUUGAAUUUUGUGUUGUUUCUUCAUGUUUACCUAUAUCUCAAUCUGUUGAACAUCACCUUCUUGUGAUAUUCUAUGUCAUUGUAACUCCUUUGCAAACAUCACAUA